CUGUAUCAAAAUACAUAUAAGCUCACAACUCCUUGAUUGAAAUAAGCCAGGAAACGAUUCGCUUGCCUGCCAUCGUUUGAAGGCGGGAGUCGCUCUACUGGCCAGGCCUGAGUUACAGUGCCUGGCCCCAAAUAGCAGCCAUGGGCUUCAUUCUCGCCGAGAAAGCCCCGGGCGCUAGCAAAUUUGGGGGUUGCGAUGGCAUGGUCGAUGCCUGCGUCGCGCCCGACGCUGCGGGGCUUGACGCGGCGCUUGGCGAUGCACAGGGCGGCGCUGGUGACGGCGCGGAGCCUGAGCUGCCACUGGCGCCGCUGCUGGUGGCCUUGCUGCUAGCGACACUGGCGGUGUGGGUUGCUGCUGGAGCCGUGCAGUGUCUACUGUCGCGGCUGCUACCCUCCAAGCGCAUGCGGCGUCUCAGGCACUGGCCGCGCCAUCACCGCCACGGCGCCGGCGCGCCCCGCAACGGCGACGGCGACGGCGUGGACGACGACUCCUCCGCCGCACCCUUCGACUCGCCGCCCACGCCGCCGCCCACCACCUGGCUUCGCGACGCCGAGGGAGCUGCGGUCGGGGCCGGCUACUUCAAUAGCGCUGGCAGGGCUGGCGGGCGGAGCGUGCUGGCAGGCGGCGGCGUUGCCGGCGGCGGCGCCGCUGCUGCGGGGUUGGCCAGUCCUCAGGAGCGCUACCAGGCGAACGGCUACUAUGCGGGAUCACACUACUCAACACCCGGAAGUAACAUGGAGCCCCUGCUGUUCGGUGUGGGCGGGCCCACCUUGUACGGCGGCGGUACGCCGUACACCGGCACGCCGUACACCGGCGGCUGCGGUGGUUACGACGCGAACGGCACCGGUUACAACACGGGUGGCGGCGCGGCGGCGGGCACUGGCGGCGGCCGGGCUUACGGCCUGACCCCGGCCUCCGGCGGCGCGGGGGGCUUGCGGCUGCGCAGUGCGGCGCAGCGGCGGGAACGCAGGGCGGCGGCGGAGAUGGCGGCGGCCGCCGCCGCAGGCAUACAGCAGCAGCGGCGGCGAGGCGGCCUUGUCGACUGGUUUGCGCGCUUCAGGCGCCGACGUGACGACAACACACACGGGGAUGGGCACACCAAUGGCUACGGCCUCAGCGAUGACGGUCCCUCCACCAGCUACGGCACCGGCGCGGCCGCCACUGGCGAGGCGGCUGGCGGCGGCAACGGCGGCGGCGGCUGGGACCCUGCACUGCUGGCCCGGCAGGCGGCGCUGCUGCCGGCCAUCAGCAGUGUGGAGGGGCUGGUGGCGAGCAAGGAGUUCCAGGAGCACAUGCGCGCCACCCGGCGGCGCUCGCCCCUGCUGGAGCGGCAGCAGGCGGCGGCGCGGCUGGGUCUGUACGGCCAUCUGCGGCGCAUGGAUCCGGAGGCCUUCAGGCGCCUGCUCAGCAGGAGCGACCUGCGGGCCUAUGACAGCCGGCCCGCGCCGCUGCCGCUGCUGCUGGCCGAGUACCUGGUCAGCGGCCUGGCGGUGCCGGCGGCGCUGGCGGCACUGGCGGCGGGAGCCCUGGGGCCGGUGCCGGCGGCGGUCAGGUACGGCGCAGUGGCUGGCUGGCUGGCUCUGCGGCUGUGGCUGGCGGCGGUCGGGCAGGUGAGCCCGCUGGGCCGGCUGUGUAGCGCCUACCUGGUGUACGACGACGUGGGGCCGCAGCACGAGCAGCUGUACGGCAACGGCUGGGCGUGCCUGGCGGGGCUGGGGUCGCACCUGGCGCUGUCGGUGGUGGAGGUGUGCCUGGCGGCGGGCAGCCUGGGCCUGCUGGUGCCGGUGUCGGUGAUGAGCCUGGUGCUGGGCGGCGGCGGCGGCGGCAGCGGCGGCUUGCGGCGGGGGGCAGGCGACGGUGAGGCGGAGGAGGUGCGGCCGCGGCAGACGCUGGCAAUGCGGCUGCUGCGCGUGCGGAUGGAGGUGGAGGUGUCCAGGCCCAUCGCGUUGAGCCCCUACUCGCCCUCCACCGACCCCACCGCCGCCAGUGGCGCCUCCCCGCUCCCCACGCCGCUCCCCUUCGGCUUCGGGUACGGCUUGGGCGGCAGCAGUGACGCCGGCGGCAGCUUGGAUGACUUUGGGUUUGGCUCGGCUCAGGCCAGUCCGCGCGCGCCGCCUGGCUCGGUGCCGGCGCAGACCCGGUAUGGCCGCCUGGCCCCGCCGCACUGGUUCCGGUGAGGCCUUGUCGAGGAAAGGAGGAUCGUGUGCAUGAUGAUGCGGGUCUUGAACGAUGCCUUUUUGUAAAACACCGGUAGUGUGGAUCGGCUGACUGCUGGCUGAAGUGGGUUGGUGCGUACCGUGUGUCAGGCCGUUAUGUGGCGGAAUGAAUGUGCUCGCAUGAGUUGUGGACCAAACCGUGCCAACUGUCGAUGGCGGGUCAAAACUAAUCUUUGCCGCCACCGCCUCGUGCAUGCUUGAGGGCAGGGGUGACCCUUGCUUGAGGGCUCCAGGCUGGUCGCUGGAGGCCACUUCGGGGACAAGCUACCCCCGGCUCCGCACGUGCUCAAGCGCUGUGCAGCUCUAGUGCUGAAGUUGUAAGCUAGUCGUCGCCUCAUACGUUUCCCCAUACUACCUGCCUGCAACACAAGGACGCAAGGAGCUUACUACGCACGAAGCAUGACAAAGCAGGGCGUGCAGUGGCAUGCGUGACCAAGACAUGUCAAUUGUGGUCGUGUGCA
Messenger RNA from Chlamydomonas reinhardtii, 2677 nucleotides. RefSeq lists its product as uncharacterized. The record is from RefSeq and is a predicted model, not a curated record. Bases 141 to 2177 code for a protein of 678 amino acids. NCBI's taxonomy places the organism in Eukaryota, Viridiplantae, Chlorophyta, Chlorophyceae, Chlamydomonadales, Chlamydomonadaceae. The transcript has 7 exons.